AUGGCGUGGGCGAACAGCAGCGGCCUCUCCUUCGCGGAGGCGCUGCGCAGGUCGACCAUGCAGCUCACCGACGAGGAGAUCAUCUCUCAGGCGGUCGGCAAGGCCAUCGAGAAGGUCGUCGCGGCGUUGGAUGGUCCGUCUUCUACGACCACGGCUUCGCGGCCCGUUCGCGUCGAGUCCGCGCAGCAGGCGAUCACCAAGUCGACGUCCUCCACGGAAACGAUCGGCUCGUCGCGCUCAGCUGGCUCGUCGCACGGCUUCGGCUCGGCCAUCGACACCUGGGUCGCUGCUGGGUUCGUGGUCCGCAAGGCGCCGCCCAAGGCCCCUGCCGCGCCCGCCGCUCCGCCCGCGACCACCGUCGAGGACCCCGUGACCACGCGCGCCGGCCCUUCGCUGCCUCCCGCGCCCGUGGAGCCCGACACCGUUGCUGGCAAGGAGCCCACCUUGGGUCCGCUGUGCGACGCGGACGAAGCCGCAGACGCCGACCUGGCCGCCGCGCUCGAGGCCUCCUGCGCCGCUGAGCCCGAAGAGUCCCCCGCGGGCGACCUCUGGCAGUGCCAGGACGACUGGCAGUGCGCGAUUUGCCUCGACGCCAUCACCAUCGCAGACUCCGCGGCGAUCCCGACGUGCGGGCACACGUACUGCGCCGCGUGCAUCGUCAACUGGGCGGCCAAGUCCCAGCCGCAGCGCGCCGCGCACGCCCGGCGCGGCCUCGCGGCGGGCGCGCUCGACGGGCUGCCUCCUGCGCUCUGCCCGCACUGCAAGGCGCCGUUCACGCGCCUCAUGGUCUACCGCUCUCUCGACGGGCCCCUGAGCGACUUCCCGCGCGAGGAGCACGUCGUGCUCCUCCAGCGCGCGCCCUGGGUCCGCGAGCGCCUCGGCGAGCGCGGCUGGCUCGACGAGGAGCGCGUGCACGGCGCGGACGACGCCGGCCACGGCGACCACUACGACGACUACGCGGGCGCGGAGUGGGACGACGAGGAGGACGACAUCCUGCUGGGCCGCACCCCGCACCGGCUCAUCCUGGGGAACAGACCGUUCGGCCGCAGCGGGUACGUGGCGAGCGGGCGCCUGCAGGGCCGCCCGCGGCCGCCGACGGGGAAGAAGCGCAGCCGGAAGCGCAAGGGCGCGCAGGGGGACGCCGCGCCGGAGCAGGCCGGGGGCGCGGCGGCGAGCAGCAGCGGGUGCGCGGCGCCUGCUGUGUGCGACGAGGCGUGA
This is a messenger RNA of Pedinophyceae sp. YPF-701, 1218 nucleotides long. NCBI's taxonomy places the organism in Eukaryota, Viridiplantae, Chlorophyta, Pedinophyceae. The record is from the annotation of a GenBank genome assembly.